AUGGCAGAGGGCAUAAAAAAAUAUGGGAAAUCUUUUCUUCCUUACAAUUCUCUAAUAGGAAGAUCAUAAAAUUUAAAAUCUGAUGCUUCUUUUGAUCCUGUUUAAUAAUUGGUUGUUGAACCUAAAGUUCCAGAUUAAUAAGGAGACGCAAUCUAAUUAAUUACAGGAGACAUCCCAUAAAUCUAAAAAAUUAUUCAAACAUAAUCCCAAUAAAAUUAAAGAGUAGUCUCGAAAUUAUCUUAUGAUGGAGGGAUUGAGUUAUUAAAGGAUAAGUAAAAAUAUAUAGAACUACUUAUCACAAAUUCUCUUGAAAGCAAAUUGCUUUAAAGACCACUCAUAUUAUUCCCAGCCUAACAGUAAUAUUUAAAUUAACUUGGUACAUUAAUAAGUUAAUCACCUAAUGGCUCUUUUUGUCCAUUUUUAAAUAUAAAUUAAAAAGAAAAGCAGCAGUUGCACUAAAAUUUAGAACAAUAACUCAAUACAUCAAAUAUUUGUCAUAAUACUUGUCAAUAAAACAAUUAUUCUAAACAAUAAACUAUUCUUAAGCCAAAAGCAAUCAAAUAAGAUUUGCAUUUUAAAAAGGAAGAAAUAAAUUUUCUGAAUUUAGAAGAAUCUUGUUAAAGCGAAGUUAUAAAAUAGGAGGAAAGCAGUUGGAAUGAACUUCCAUAACCUCAUUUGAUUAAAAAGUACAAUAAAAAACUAUUAUCAAAUGAUAGUUCUGAAUCAUUUAAAAUCAUAAGAAAGAAAAAAGAAAAAAAAAUUAAUGAUACCAAGAACAUUACAAAGAAUUUUUCGAAAGCAAUUAUCUCAUAUAUCAUAAAUAAUCCUGAUUUACUUAAAUAAUUCUUCUCAAACAAAUAAUAUGAUGACUUUUUGCUUUUACUUAAAAAUAAAAAAAAUCAAAUGACCAAUAUAAAAUAAUUAAGAGAUCUUUGGAUUGAUGGAGGAAAAUUUUCUGAAUUUAAUAAAGUCUUUCGAAUUAUAAGGUAUAUAUUGUAUGUAAUAAUAAAAGUUAAUACUUUUUAAAGAAUCAGUCAGUAGCUUACGUUUAUAAUUCUAGAAUUUCUNUAUCAUUGUAUCUGAAAAUAAAGUUUACAUGUAGCUCUCUUUUUAAUUAAAAUAUGCUAUCAAUAUAUCAUAAUAUAAUUAAAUAUGGCAGAGGGCAUAAAAAAAUAUGGGAAAUCUUUUCUUCCUUACAAUUCUCUAAUAGGAAGAUCAUAAAAUUUAAAAUCUGAUGCUUCUUUUGAUCCUGUUUAAUAAUUGGUUGUUGAACCUAAAGUUCCAGAUUAAUAAGGAGACGCAAUCUAAUUAAUUACAGGAGACAUCCCAUAAAUCUAAAAAAUUAUUCAAACAUAAUCCCAAUAAAAUUAAAGAGUAGUCUCGAAAUUAUCUUAUGAUGGAGGGAUUGAGUUAUUAAAGGAUAAGUAAAAAUAUAUAGAACUACUUAUCACAAAUUCUCUUGAAAGCAAAUUGCUUUAAAGACCACUCAUAUUAUUCCCAGCCUAACAGUAAUAUUUAAAUUAACUUGGUACAUUAAUAAGUUAAUCACCUAAUGGCUCUUUUUGUCCAUUUUUAAAUAUAAAUUAAAAAGAAAAGCAGCAGUUGCACUAAAAUUUAGAACAAUAACUCAAUACAUCAAAUAUUUGUCAUAAUACUUGUCAAUAAAACAAUUAUUCUAAACAAUAAACUAUUCUUAAGCCAAAAGCAAUCAAAUAAGAUUUGCAUUUUAAAAAGGAAGAAAUAAAUUUUCUGAAUUUAGAAGAAUCUUGUUAAAGCGAAGUUAUAAAAUAGGAGGAAAGCAGUUGGAAUGAACUUCCAUAACCUCAUUUGAUUAAAAAGUACAAUAAAAAACUAUUAUCAAAUGAUAGUUCUGAAUCAUUUAAAAUCAUAAGAAAGAAAAAAGAAAAAAAAAUUAAUGAUACCAAGAACAUUACAAAGAAUUUUUCGAAAGCAAUUAUCUCAUAUAUCAUAAAUAAUCCUGAUUUACUUAAAUAAUUCUUCUCAAACAAAUAAUAUGAUGACUUUUUGCUUUUACUUAAAAAUAAAAAAAAUCAAAUGACCAAUAUAAAAUAAUUAAGAGAUCUUUGGAUUGAUGGAGGAAAAUUUUCUGAAUUUAAUAAAGUCUUUCGAAUUAUAAGGUAUAUAUUGUAUGUAAUAAUAAAAGUUAAUACUUUUUAAAGAAUCAGUCAGUAGCUUACGUUUAUAAUUCUAGAAUUUCUAAUACUAUAUGGCAUCUCAAGUAUAGACAAAAUCUAUUGAGAGCUUUAAAAGAGCCUGAAAAUUUUAGAUUUAUAAAAGAUUUAUGAUUAAAUUGUUUGUUGCCAAAUUCAAAUAUAG
Paramecium sonneborni is the source of this 2337-nucleotide messenger RNA. The record is from the annotation of a GenBank genome assembly. Lineage: Eukaryota; Ciliophora; Oligohymenophorea; Peniculida; Parameciidae.